Messenger RNA from Prorocentrum cordatum, 2463 nucleotides. Lineage: Eukaryota; Dinophyceae; Prorocentrales; Prorocentraceae. The record is from the annotation of a GenBank genome assembly.
CUCGCCUGUUGGGCUGCCAUCGCGUCCAAGACGGCCCAAGGGGUUCCCAAGACGGCCUAGGAGGCCCCUCCGUAGCCAUUUUGGCUCAAGCCGUUGAGGGGCUAAAGACCUUCUGGCUCAAGAGCUUGUGGACUUCAAGUGCCGCCCAGCAGGCAGCCUCUAAAAGAAAUCGUGCCAGGGCGCUCCAUCGCCAUGGGACUUCAUACCGGCGCUCAUUUUGGGUUGUGGGUAGCAGUGAUGGUUGCGUUGCCGCCCGCCUUUGCGAUGAGGGACACGCUCGAUGCCGACAGCAUUCUCUCUGGAUUGCAGGAGAGAGCAAAGGCAGUGGCGACACCAGAGACUGCCUUUGAGAAAUUGCCGUCAGACUCCAGGGAGGCAGCGAAACACAGCGAGGCCGACCAGCAGGACAAUGCCGUGGCGUCCGCUUCUGGAAAGCACUCCAGCGCUGCCAUCGUCGCGAAGCAGGGCGAGCUGGAGCAGGUGUGCGGUGAUAUCAAGCAGUGCUUCUGCAUGAAGAACACUCUUUACCAUAUGAACAAUGUCUGCGGUUGGUGCGAGUCGACGCAGACUGCUAUGACAGGGACUUCCUCGGGACCAGAGGACCACGAGGUACCUUGCAAUCAGUGGAUCUGGUCUCACCGAGAUUGUCCUUAUCUCCGGUGCGAUGAGGACUGGUCGUGGAAAGCCAUGUUCGGGCUUCUCGGCCCCCCCAUGUUCUACACGCUGGCUUGGGGAUGUGCUAUUAUUUAUUUCACUCCGACGCGUGAGGUUCAGAAGCCAGCAACGAUGCAGUACAAGAGGACUUUGGAGAACUUCGCAAAGGGCCUCAUGGGGGAGCGAGCGAGAAAGCAUAAGGAGCCGUUUCAGCAGUACUUUCCAUACAAGCCUCGCCUGUCAUUUCUCAUUGGCAGGUUGUUCGGGACUGCUGCCUUGCAGCAGGCGCUCGGGCAAAGCCUCAAGUUCGGCUGCUUUAUGUCGGUGUUCUACACCGUCCUGCGCCUGCUCCCAAUGGUGUGCGACCGACUGACCUUCGAGCUCGUGAGCUCCACGCUGAAUGAGAUCAAGACACUCUCGGGUCAUCUCGAGGUUGCAGUGGGCUUCCUGUUCUCGUUCUACGCUCUUGGCCGUGUCAGCUGGUGGUGGGAAGUGAUCUCCCAUUGUCGGAGCAUGCAGGGCCGAACUCACGACCUGGCCAUGAUGAUCGGCGGCUACAGCACCGUCAAGGAGUGCCCUUCCGAGGGAGGCGACACCGAUACGAAGGCUACCUGGCUGGACGCAAAGUGGAACUUCUUCAGGCACUUGAUGUUGGCCUGGUUAUUGUGUUUCAGGGGGCUGAGCCCUGACUUCGGAACAGUAACGCUUGAGGAUAUCCAAGCGGCCGGGCUGAUGAAUGAGAACGAGAGCGAGAUCAUUCAAAAAAGCGAGCAUAUGCGCAAGGUUCCAUUGAAGUGGCUUGCAGCGUGGGUCGAGCAUUACAUAGAAGACAUGACUGUGCGCGCCCUUGUCAUGGACAAGCUCUGUGGGCUGCGCGGUGCGAUGGCUUCUCUUCACGAUGCUGUGGAGCUCAGAGCACCGAUGUCCUUCGAGGGACUGAUGUACACAUUGGUGAUGGCGUGGGUCACCACCAUUCCCUUCGGCCGGCUCAAGGAGCUCGAUGACAGAAGAGUGGUGCUCGAGGAGAACGUGCUCAUUCCAGUGUUCGGUGCUGUGUGCACUUACGGUUUCUACAUAUCCAUGGUUGCGCUCCUGGAAACCUUCAAGCAGCCCUUCGGAACAAGCAGGGACUCAUUGAACGCGGACACGCUCAUCUUAGAGACGGAGACGUCUGUCUGGGACUACAUGACGGCCCCUUCGCCAGAUUGCUUCCAUGGCAUCCUCAUCGCCGAGAGGCACACGCUGUCCGACGAGAGCACGCCGGCCGAGGCGCAGCCGGGCCGUGCCGCCCAGAGCGGCCCGUCUGCCGAGGAGGUGGCUCUCGAUCCGCAGAGUGGCAGCCACGCGCAGUCCAAUGACUAGAUGGAUUUGCAGGUGCAGUGUGCGCGCGCGCAGCCAGUGCGGGCAGCACACCCAGGCUCUUCAGCGGGAGGGAGUGGGGAGAGCCAGGACGGCCGCGGUGUCGGAGGCCCACCGCUGGGCCCGAGGCCCAUCGCGCGCCGGGCGGCAGCGUAACGAGCAAGAGGAGGCGGAGGAGGCGGCGGCGGUGGAGGAAAUGGGAGGCUCGCAUGAGUUAUCACCGAACUUUUUGCGCAGCGGCCGUGAUUGCGCGUCCCGCACACGCUGCCGGCGCCGCGUUGGCCCUGAAUAUCCCCACGGUUGACGCUUGCCCUUCUGGGAGGAGUCCGCCUCCUCUUCCUGUCUCCUUUGGGGGCCACAGGGUUCGGCAGCGCGAGCUGCCUAGAGCCUGAGUGUGUCUGCUUUCCGUGCGCCUGCUUCCCAUCAGUCGACGCUAUGAGCUCCCAGAGA